CUCCUCCCUCCCUCUCUCUCUCACUACUCGGCGGAGCAAGUUGUCGAUAUCACCGCGCCACCGCCGUCGCCGCCGCAGGCCCUUCGCCGGAGCACCGCCCGUCGCGGCCUCCCUGUACACCACCCUUUCCCCCCCUGUGAUUGUGGGGUAGUUCGCGAUAUCGAACGUUGCUCUCCCCUUCCCGAGAUUGUCUUCACUUGGAGGUGAGGAAAGUUCUUGGCUUUCUGCGAUGGCGGCUGAAGAAGCUCCUCAAGAUCAGAGGAAACGCGCGCUGGAGGAGGCGCUGGAACGGCGGUUCGCGGUGGCGCGAGCUGAGGCUAUGCAGCCGCAAGAGAGGAGGAGCAGUAAUAACCGCAAGUUUGAUAGAGGAAGCGGGAGAGAAGGUGAUGGUGGGGCUGGCACUGCUGGCACAGCGUCCUCCUCCGUUACUUCGGUGAAUAAAGAUGUCGAGUCUAGUGAUCCAACGUACUCACUACUAUCUCAAAACAUGCACGAGAAUCUGUUAGUGCAGAAUUUGGAGAUUUCUAGCAGAAGAGGAACUGGAGUUGACAGGGUGUUGCAUGAACUUCUCCAGAAGGGUGAUUCAGCUCAGAAAUACAUGCAGGUCAGAACUAUGAGACUGGAUGAUGUGAUUCUUCUUGAUAAUUAUGUACCAAAACGUAGCACUCUGGCUGGUGCUCGCCUCAGGGCUUUGCGGAGCCAAUCAAAACGGUCUAAAACUCACAUGUCUAUGAAGCAGCAUAAGAAAUGUGGAUCGUUUGAUUUGCCUCAAGAUCUCAAAUUUGACUUCUUUAAGCCGAUGCAUGAAAUGUGGAAAGGCUACAUAGUUGAACUUUUGAACAUCAGUGGAAAGAAUCAGCUGGCUCAGUGCCUCCUCAGUGCAGAUUUACAUGGGGCUAUUAUUCAAGUUGCUGAGUGUAAAGUGACUUCACUUUCUGGUGCAAGUGGUAUUAUGAUACGCGAAACUGCAGAAACAUUUGGAUUAAUCACGAAAAAUGAUAGAUUUCGGGUUGUGCCCAAGAGAGGUUCUGUUUUUCUGUUCCAAGUUGAUUGCUGGAAGAUUACGUUAUGUGGAGACAAACUUCUUGCAAGAGAUUAGGGUUGUCACCGGGACAAUGUUUGUUUCUUGGCAAACAGUAUAAUUUUGCUACUUAGAUGCUGUAUCAGCCAUUUUUUAUGUACACCAUCUUUCGAGUAUGGGGCUUUUGACUUCAACUAUCUAUUUUAUUGCAGCAAUAAAUUAUAUAAAGGAAAAUUUGUAGUUUACAGCAACCAUUUCUUGCCUUUUUGACCAAGUUUUGAUAUAUUAUAAUUAGUUACUUGUUA
Eucalyptus grandis is the source of this 1326-nucleotide messenger RNA. Its product is annotated as ribonuclease P protein subunit p29. Lineage: Eukaryota; Viridiplantae; Streptophyta; Magnoliopsida; Myrtales; Myrtaceae. The record is from RefSeq and is a predicted model, not a curated record. Gene Ontology annotation, cellular component: ribonuclease MRP complex; ribonuclease P complex. Gene Ontology annotation, biological process: tRNA 5'-leader removal; rRNA processing. Gene Ontology annotation, molecular function: ribonuclease P RNA binding.